Molecule: messenger RNA, 1291 nt
Organism: Verticillium dahliae VdLs.17
Lineage: Eukaryota; Fungi; Ascomycota; Sordariomycetes; Glomerellales; Plectosphaerellaceae
Exons: 2
Coding region: 428-1291 (287 amino acids)
Source: RefSeq, a predicted model, not a curated record
AAGACACAUCAUCACUGCUUACGACUCUUCUCGUAUUUGUUUUUUUCUUCUUCUUCACAUCAAUCACAGAAUAGACCCUCGCUGCACCCCCGUCUCCCGUACGACUCGCUCGUGAGGAACGUACAAGUACGCGCGUCGUGCAUAUUUGUGGCGCCCCUGCCAUUUUAAGGGUCCCCCCUGCCCCUGCCUUCACCUGCCACAGUCAGGCUCGAUCUUCAGCCUCUUCUCAUUGCAUCGCACUUCAUCACACUGUCGAGCUCCCGAUUGACGGUCACUAUCUUUCAUUGCUGCUCGCUCGCAUUGCAUCUCUUUCUCUAUCUCGUUCACUCACUUGGAACCCCAAACAUCAAACCCCGCACCGUCAGCCCUCGUACCAUUCAUCAGGGCCAAAUCCCGCGAUCAAACCUGACCACCAAGCCUGACCACCAUGGCGCCUCUGGUGCAUCCCGCCUGGGCUGCCGCAGGGUCAGUGGCCCGCGACCUGCUCGCCGCCGCCGCAUCCCAAGACGCCGCCGCCGGCGCGCCGUCGCCGCACUACAACACGUACGCCCGGCGCGACCUCUCGACGAACCACACGCAGCGCGUGACCCUCGGCGUCAUCGCCGCCUACACGGUCAUCAUCGCGCUGCUGUGGAACAUUCCCUACGUCAGCUACAUCCUCUGGCCGCUUAAGAUGCUGACCAUCGCCUUCCACGAGUUCGGCCACGCCUUCGCCGCCGUCUGCACCGGCGGCAAGGUCGUCGGCAUCACCCUCGACCCGCGCGAGGGCGGCGAGACGAGGAUGCUCGGCGGCAAGAGCAGCAUCACCCUGCCCGCCGGCUACCUGGGCUCCUCGCUCAUCGGCGCCCUGCUCAUCUUCUGCGGCUUCCACGUCAACGCCAGCAAGGUCGCGAGCAUCGUCCUCGGCGUCUGCUUCCUGCUGACCCUGUGGUGGGGCAAGCGGGACUGGCUGACCAUCCUGACCGUUCUCUUUGCCGUCGCCGUUCUCGUCGGCAGCUGGUUCAUCUCGCACUCGCACGGCCUGCGCUUUGUCGUGCUCUUCAUCGGCGUCAUGUCGUCGCUGUACUCGGCCUGGGACAUUUGCGACGACCUCAUCAUGCGCAAGGUCAACAGCUCCGACGCCAGCGUCUUUGCUCGUCGCUACGGCGGUUCAUCGCAGUGCUGGGGCGUCAUCUGGGUCAUCAUCAGUCUGUGUUUCAUGGCCGCUGCCAUGGUCGCCGGCAUCGCCGCAUUUCCUCAGUCGUUUGAGCAGCAGGACCGCGAUUCGAAGGCGUUCCUGCCGACGAGGUGA